Molecule: messenger RNA, 1421 nt
Organism: Xenopus tropicalis (tropical clawed frog)
Lineage: Eukaryota; Metazoa; Chordata; Amphibia; Anura; Pipidae
Gene: fcf1
Product: FCF1, rRNA-processing protein
Exons: 8
Coding region: 78-671 (197 amino acids)
Biological process (GO): ribosomal small subunit biogenesis
Cellular component (GO): small-subunit processome; nucleolus
Source: RefSeq, marked provisional
GGACUUAUUUCCUGCAUAUUCGGUGACGUUAACAGUGUGCGACCGGAAGCACACGGCAUCUAAACUUUGGCAGCAGCAUGGGAAAGCAGAAAAAAACGAAGAAAUAUGCAGUAAUGAAGAAGAGGAUUAGCCUUAAAGACCAACGCAUCAAGGAGAAAGAUAGAGCAAAAAUUCAGCCGAAAAAGGAAGACUCAAGUGCCAUCAAAGAAAGAGAAGUACCUCAGGUCCCGUCAUGUCUUUUCUUCCAAUAUAAUACCAACUUGGGGCCACCCUACUACAUUCUGGUGGAUACCAAUUUCAUCAACUUUUCCAUCAAAGCAAAACUGGACCUAGUGCAAUCUAUGAUGGACUGCCUUUAUGCUAAAUGUGUCCCCUGUAUAACAGACUGUGUGAUGGCUGAAUUGGAGAAACUGGGACAAAAAUACAGAGUGGCUUUGAGGAUUGCAAAGGACCCAUCCUUUGAGCGACUUCCUUGCUCUCAUCCUGGAACCUAUGCAGAUGACUGCCUUGUACAAAGAGUUACUCAGCAUAAGUGCUAUAUUGUGGCUACAGUGGACAGAGACCUGAAAAGAAGAAUCCGUAAAAUCCCUGGUGUUCCCAUCAUGUACAUUUCAAACCACAGAUAUAAUAUUGAACGAAUGCCAGAUGACUAUGGAGCUCCACGUUUUUAAGACUUGCUUGAUCAACAUUCCAAACUUCACUAUGAUAUGGACAUUAAGCAGUUAUGCUCUGUUACAUGAAAGCUCUGGGACAAAGGAAUUAGCAAUAAGUUGUCGGAACCAGUCCAGGAAAAGAUUCUAUAGAUCUACUUCAAGGACUGUUAUCUGUUUUUGCUUCUAUUAGCUGUUCCUGCUGGGGCCUAGUGAUUUUUUUCCUAGAAAUCCAUCUCACUUCACUUCAUGGCUCCCAAAUUAAACAUUCUUGAAUUCUGCAUAUACACCCUACCCUUUACCAAUGCAUUCAGUGUUCCACUCUGCGUAAGCUACAAAAGUUAUUCUUUCUACAUUUUCUGCCACAUUACAUCUAUUACAACAUGCUUAAAUGAUAAUCCUUUUCCAAGCCAGUCUUCAAUGAGGAGCUCAGAGUACACAGCAGACCUAAGUUAAAUUGGAAUAUCUGGUCUUUUGGCAAAGUAAUGAAACUAGUAGUUCUUUGCCUGAAAUGGCCUACAUCAGCCAAAUAUUGGGAAAGACCAUAGAAAAGGGACUGCAUCCACAAUUUGAUGCAAUCCUUGCUGAACAGGAUUUCUAACCUUUCUGAUUGAUAACUGAUUCAGAAAAUAUUGGUCGUUGAAGCUGUCGUUCUGGCUUUAUACUGUGGUAACUCAGGAGUUGCUGAUACAGCAACCAGUCAGUUUUAUUAGAGUAAUGUAGUUAUCAUUAUGAUGUGUACAAUAAAACUAUUUCCAGUCUGGCUCAAAA